CCUUGUUUUGUGCCAAAAUGAGUUUAUAUACGGAUCCUCUUUGUUUAAAUAAACAUCGUUUAUUUCUAGAAUUAAAAAAUGGCUUGUCGGGAAAUAUCAAAGAUACAAGGAAUAUUUUAGAAAUUCGUGACAACGUGUUGUACGUAUGGAAUGCGAAUGAUUCUUGUGUGAUGACAUUAAACGUUGCAGCAUCGCGGGGAAAAGAUGGAGAUGUACUUUAUCAAAAACUUCGACCUACCGACCCUCCGAUUUUCGAAAUAAAACAUCUACUGAUUAACGAGACUGGCACGCAACUGGUAUUGUGGGGUAAUCUAGGCCUCGUCAUCAUGGAACUUCCUAAGAGAUGGGGCAAAGAUUGCGCGUUCCAAGGUGGAAAGAAGGAAAUACGUUGCAUGGUUUACAAUGAAACGAUAGAUAUUCGAAAAGCAAGAUGGCAUCCAGGCUCUACGAAUGACUCUCAUUUGUUAAUUUUAACAUCCGAAAAUACAUUUCGCUUAUAUGAAUGCGAACUGGGUAACAAGCCAAGGCUAAUAAGAAGUUGGAAAGUUGGCCGUGUACCGUUCGGUUCACCAUCCAAAAUACCAGAUUUCACCUCUUUAGGCGAUACAGCGGUGGAUUUUGAUUUCGCUACACCUACCCUCUGUAAACCUGAAAUGUUCAUCGGUAAAGAUAUCAAUAAGGAUAACGUUGUCGAUUGGAAUCAAAUUGAAUGGCCCAUUCUUGUUCUACGUGGAAAUGGAGAAGUACGCAUUGUUCGUGGCAACAUAUUGCACGAUACUCAUGAAAACCCGGUGGUAUCAGAAUCACUUUCUAUAUAUCCUCCAGUCGACGACAAUUACGGAAUAGAUUCCUGUUCCAUAAUGUGUUUACAAACUACCCCUCCGAUAGUAAUUAUUGCCACGUGUACUGGAAAGAUUUAUCACGCGAUUUUGUUGAAAGAUGAAUUGAUCGAUGAUGAUAACGAUAGAAAAUCUUGGUCACAAUAUGAUUCUACGUAUAAUCUUUACACACCAGAAGAGGCUUUAUACGUAUAUGAAUGCGUCGAAAUAGAAUUAGGUCUUUUUUUCGCGGAUGAAGAUGAAAAAUAUAAUUGUCCGAUACAUAUUCGCGCUGACAAGGGUAAUAGGUCAAGGUAUUUUUGUUCUCAUAAUGCUGGAAUCCAUAUGAUUAGUUUACCAAUGGUUUCUCAAUUACUGGAAUACAUCAAUUCAUCAAAAGGUAAGGUGAAUAAAGAGGAAUUCGACGUGUACAUAAAAAAAUUAUUAAAACAUGAAACAUCACAACCCCUCAUCAAAGUUGGCUCGAAAUCUCCACGAGAGAAUUUGCAGCUUUUAUAUCACGCGACGGAUAUUUUUCGUAAAGAACACUUUGUUAAACAUGACACUGUACGAGAAGAAAUCGGUAAAAAGGUGCGUGCGUUGAAAGUAAUGAAAAUCCAAUUACUUAAAGAUCUGGAGACUUUAAUAGAAACGAAGAAAGAAUUGCAUCAAACUGCUGAACGAUUGGCUGAACGUUAUGAAGAUAUUAAAGAUGAACAAGAGAAAUUAGCACAAAAAGCAAAAGAGGUAUUACGAUUAGUAAAUUACAAGGAGCCUUCUAUGACUCCUAUAGAAAGAGCAGAAGCAGAAGAAUUAAGGAAAAUGGAAAUGAAAAUAGAAGCAAUGAAAAUCAGACUUUUGGAUUUAAAGAAAAAAUCAGAACAAAUUGGACAUACAGAGAAUAACGAAAGCAUUGAAGAUAAAAAAGAAAUUGUUUUUAAAGAUGAUCAGGAAAAAAUAAUCAAAAACACUCUUGGACAAAUGGCAAAAGAUAUAAAAGAAUUAAUUAUGGAAGUUAAAAAAUUCGAGGAAGAAGUAAGUAUUUAA
This is a messenger RNA of Apis laboriosa (Himalayan honeybee), 1865 nucleotides long. RefSeq names its product nuclear pore complex protein Nup88 (gene mbo). Gene Ontology annotation, biological process: ribosomal small subunit export from nucleus; protein import into nucleus; ribosomal large subunit export from nucleus. The record is from RefSeq and is a predicted model, not a curated record. NCBI's taxonomy places the organism in Eukaryota, Metazoa, Arthropoda, Insecta, Hymenoptera, Apidae. Bases 18 to 1865 code for a protein of 615 amino acids. The transcript is spliced from 12 exons. Gene Ontology annotation, cellular component: nuclear pore. Gene Ontology annotation, molecular function: structural constituent of nuclear pore.